This is a messenger RNA of Penicillium roqueforti, 333 nucleotides long. RefSeq lists its product as uncharacterized. The record is from RefSeq and is a predicted model, not a curated record. The coding region runs from base 1 to 333 and encodes 110 amino acids. NCBI's taxonomy places the organism in Eukaryota, Fungi, Ascomycota, Eurotiomycetes, Eurotiales, Aspergillaceae. The transcript has a single exon.
AUGCCUACCAUCCCACCCACGAUAGAGACAACAAUGACACAAACAUCCACAAUCGAUAGCGCUACAAGCUUGCUCAAGCGUAGCAGCAUGAGCAACCCCGACAAAUACCCCCUCUACAUCUUCCUCAUCCUCGCCGGAUGUAUUGUAGGAGGAGUCAUCGGGUUCAGCAUAUACUCCAUGUACUACGGCCUCGACGAUUCAGGCACGUUCAAGGACGUGGGCUACGAGCAACGAAAAUACAUGCGCGAGACCAGGCAGCGGACUAUGAACAUGCUAGCUGUUGAGGCGAGGAGACCUGAUAUGAUUGUUCCCGUCGGGGAAUUGGAUGCUUGA